UGUGAGAAGAAGUAGCCUGCAGGUCGAUAUGUUGAGCUGUAAACUUGAUUUGUAAAGGGCCUGCUUGAGGCUACAAUCGCUGCUCAAUUGCCCAGUUGAAAAACAUCAUGCGGCAGGUAGUUCUGCCUGAAAGAAACCCAUCUUUUUCCUGCAGAAAUUGCGAGCGAUCUCAUUAUCGAUGAACCUCUCUAUUGCUUAGAUAGAUGGAAUGCCCUUGACUUCCUGAACAUCAGCAUACUGAUUGUAUUAGAAUCCGACCAUGCUCGUCAUAAGUUCAUCCUCGGCCAAAAGGCCGCUCUUUGGCUUGAACGCAAUGGGUGAAAAUCAGCUCCAAGCAGUAUAGCAGGCAAGUCACUUGGCCGCUCUUCACGAAUCUCUUUACUGCGUACGCGAAGCUAAACCACAGUGGCAACCGGAAUCGCUGGAUGGACUCUGACCGCCAUCAACUUGACCCUACUGCUGGACCACAAGGAUCACCAGAUACACCAACCUCGCAUAACAAGAUGGAAUCCAAGCGCAAGAUCGAAGAGUCAUUGACCCUGCUGAACUCACUCUUUGCCCAUCCCAGCAAGAAGAGGGCGGGUGGAAACCAAGCACUCAGCGGCUCAAGCAGCAAGUCCGCAGGCUUGCCCUCACUGUCCUCAACACGAAUUGUGCCAAAGAAACGAGUAUAUUUGCCACCGCGUCCUGCUGUCCUGGAUAAACUGUCGCGUCUGGCUGCCUCUCGACCGACUCUCAAGGAUUCAAUUGCUGCCUCGAUCGCUGCCAGUGCACCUACGACACAUCAUACAGCCCCAGCAUCUCCAGGGACUCAACCAGAUGUCACAACUUCUUUGUCCUCAGCGAAAGCAAACGCGUCAGUCAGACCCAGCAAGGCGAGAUAUCUACCGUGGUCGAGGGAGCAAUUUCAUGAGCGACUCGAGACCUUCAAACCAUCCACAUGGUUCGACAAACCCAAGGUGGUCAACGCGGUGGAGUGUGCCAAGCGUGGCUGGAUUAAUACCAGCGACGACAAAUUAGAGUGCUGUGGAGGGUGUGGAGGGGUCGUGAUCGUCCGGAUAGACCAGGGAGCUCCAACGACACCACAACGACAGCAGGACGCGAUCGGAGAGGAUAAUGGUAGACAGAGCUCGAAUGUAGUUGAGGAUGAUCUUGGUAUGGAUGAUACCACAUCUGAAAGCGAUAUCGAAGCCUUGGGACCAAAAUUCCAUGCAAUGCUCACCGACAACCACAAGGACUCAUGUCUAUGGAAAGCGCAUCCUUGCGAUGAUAGCAUAUAUAAAUUCCCCGUGUUAUCUCAGUCACAGGCGCAAGAGGACUUGCUGGAACGGGUGCGAUUACUGGAGGCAAUGUACAACGACCCCUUGAUCAGGACGAUUCGCCAUCCUCUGUCAAAAGACGAGGCAGACAAGCUGAGAAUCUUGUUCCCAAGUACAGUCGACGUCAAACUACUGAUUCUGUCGCUCUUUGGAUGGAGUGCUCUCGAGCAGCAGAAAGUGUUGGCUUGCAAAGCAUGCCACACGCAAUGCGCGUUCAUUCCCAGCCAUGCAUUCAGCAGUGUUGACGCUCCGGUCGGCGAUGGCUCAGACGGGAAUGGUGCUGUAGACGAGUUUGAUGAUACGGCAUUCGAUGUUGCUGAAUCUCACAAGUGGUAUUGCUACUGGGUGGAUCCCCAUUAUGACACAACCCGGAAGGCGGGGUGGAGAAUAUUGUUUGAGCGCUUGAUAUCCGCAUUGAACACAAAGAUUAGAGGGCAGGACGAUCCAACAUCGCAACAGGCGUCUGCCGGAUCGCAUAUAAAGCCAAACGAUGCUUUGGCGCAGAUCAGACGCAUGCUCCGCGGCCAGGCAACGAUACCCCCUACAACAUCGUCUCCGUCCUCGACGUACCCCCACUGAUGUCAACGCUGCACAAGCAUAACUAUCCCUGUACAAUGACUUCAAGAUAACUGAGUCUCUCGCGCGCUUGUACCCUUGUACCUUACUUCGACCACCGUGUCGAAAAAAGAAUAAAAUGAGACUGCUUACUGCAGAAAGCCAC
Gamsiella multidivaricata is the source of this 2040-nucleotide messenger RNA. RefSeq names its product C3HC zinc finger-like-domain-containing protein. NCBI's taxonomy places the organism in Eukaryota, Fungi, Mortierellomycota, Mortierellomycetes, Mortierellales, Mortierellaceae. Gene Ontology annotation, molecular function: zinc ion binding. The record is from RefSeq and is a predicted model, not a curated record. Bases 426 to 1898 code for a protein of 490 amino acids. Gene Ontology annotation, cellular component: nucleus. The transcript is spliced from 5 exons.